This is a messenger RNA of Ctenocephalides felis (cat flea), 1527 nucleotides long. Its product is annotated as ephrin-A4-like. The coding region runs from base 219 to 1172 and encodes 317 amino acids. Gene Ontology annotation, biological process: ephrin receptor signaling pathway; axon guidance. The transcript has a single exon. The record is from RefSeq and is a predicted model, not a curated record. Lineage: Eukaryota; Metazoa; Arthropoda; Insecta; Siphonaptera; Pulicidae. Gene Ontology annotation, molecular function: ephrin receptor binding. Gene Ontology annotation, cellular component: plasma membrane.
GAAAAGGGGUAUUGAAAAAUCGACGUUUUUAUUAUAAAUUGUUUACUAUAUUAAUUUUAGUUAAACAAAAGUUAUAGUGUAUAUUUAAUGUGAUUUAAAAAAGUGCUGAAUUAAAAUAUGUUUUACAAAUUCGAUUAUUUUUACGAAGCGAUUGCUUUUUUCCAAUUUGAUGUAUAUUUAGUAUUGGUUUGAAAGAUGUGAAUUAUUAACGAAAAGGUAUGGCGAGUGCGCUCGCAGCAAUGAGUGCCAUGAAAUGCAGUGUGGCUAUGCCGAAAAAAUUAACAUCUUGCUUGACAGUGAUUUUUUUAGUAUGUUUAGAGACAGUCCUUCUUUCCACCGUUUCAAACUGUGCUAAAACGUUUUAUGUACACUGGAACACAACGAAUAGUAUCUUCAGAAUUGAUAACACUGAUCACAUAAUUGACGUUAAUAAGGGAAAUAUAAAUUUUGAGUAUGAUCAGGUUAAUAUUAUCUGCCCACUGUACUCUCCAGGAGAGCAUGACGAAGAUGCUGAAAAGUACAUAAUAUAUAAUGUAUCGAAGGAGGAGUAUGACACUUGUCGCAUUACAAACCCAAAUCCUCGAAUAAUAGCAAUCUGUGAUAAGCCACACAAAUUGAUGUACUUUACUAUAACCUUUCGUCCAUUUACACCACAACCAGGUGGUUUGGAAUUUCUAGCUGGUAAUGAUUAUUAUUUCAUUUCUACUUCAUCCAAAGAUGAUUUGCAUCGGCGAAUAGGUGGGCGGUGUUCAUCUCACAAUAUGAAGAUGGUUUUCAAAGUUUGUUGUUCUACAAGUGCCACGCCAAUUUCAGCUGAAUCUCCAACCAUUUUGCCAAAUGGGGUUGUUGCAAUGCUGCCCUCAUCAGUUAUAAAUCAUAGCACUCCAUUGCGGACUAUACAAGAAGUGAAUGCAGUAACACGUGUUUGGGGUCCUGUAAGUCACACAACAGCCCUUCCAAAUAAGGCAACUGUAGCUGUUGCUCCAGCGCUGUUGCCUGCAAAGAAAGGCAAUACACUAGAAUCACAAAAACAUCCUAAUGAAGUUGUGAAAAAUGAAGAAUUAACAUAUAAUGAUGCUGCCGUCUCAGGUGCUAUCAAGAUUUCUGUGCAAUGUUGGUUUUUACUUCCUCAUAUUAGUGUGUUUAUAUACUUUUUUGUAAGUUUAAGGUGAAUAGAUAAUAGGGUAUAUGGCAGUAAAUUUACAUUAUCUUUAUUUCAUAAAGUGUCACAGGGCUACUGCACUUGAUGUUAAAGCAGUUGAUUGUGUUUAAGUCUGAUAAAAACGGAAGAUUUGUUUUCAAUAAUAUUUGAUAAAUACUUGAUAACCAAUUUGUGGAAUUAUAAAUGAUAAAACUAUUCAGUUUAGUUUUAAAUUGGGUAUUUGUGAUAAUGGAGAGUGGUUGUAGUGGUGUAGCAUUAGUAAAUAUUAUUUUAUGGCCUAGUAAUUAACAUUGUAUGUAAGCAAUAUUCAAGUAUAUACACACACACAUAUAUAUAUAUAUAUAUAUAUAUAUAUAUAUAUAUAU